Messenger RNA from Onthophagus taurus, 3338 nucleotides. It is a transcript of the gene Vav, whose product is annotated as Vav guanine nucleotide exchange factor. The record is from RefSeq and is a predicted model, not a curated record. Gene Ontology annotation, biological process: regulation of GTPase activity; cell migration. Gene Ontology annotation, molecular function: protein binding; guanyl-nucleotide exchange factor activity. Gene Ontology annotation, cellular component: cytoplasm. Lineage: Eukaryota; Metazoa; Arthropoda; Insecta; Coleoptera; Scarabaeidae.
UAUUUAAUUUCAAAAUUGACAUGAAGAUAGUUUGAUACGGUUAAGUUAGAAACCAACUUCACACAGCUUCUCCAGACAUCAAUUUACAUCAAAAUAAGAGAACUCGGAACGAUUUCAAAGUGCUAUUAAAUUAAUCGAAAGAAUCGCAUAAACCCCAGGUGUGUUUAUAAAACGAAGCCUGACGACAGCUUUAAAAAACAGCCUUAAAACCAAUUAAGAAGUUUACAAAAGAAAACGGCGAAUUGAUUGUUUUACCACAUAAUCAUCGGGUAUGUUUAGAUUUUGAAAUUUUCCUGGAACGAAUUGCUCAUAAACAAAACGGCUCAAAAUAUCACUUAAACGAAAUGGCUCAGUAAAUUUACGGCAAACCGUCCUGUUAUUGUAAAAAAAUGGCAACUGCUUGUGUAAGUAACGAUGAAUUUUGGAAAGAAUGUACGGAUUGGUUGAUAAGAUGGGGUAUUUUACGUCCCGAUCAUCAAGCUAAUCUUCCCGAUGCUAAUAUUGGCGAUUUAGCAAAUACCUUAAGGGAUGGAGUUAUUCUUUGUAAAUUACUUAAUAAAAUUGAUCCACAAUGUAUCGAUAUGAAAUUAGUUAAUUUAAAACCUGCAUUUGCAAGGUUUUUGUGUUUGAGAAACAUUGGACUAUUUUUAAAUGCUUGUAAAAACAGUUUUCUCAUUUCCGAUCAUGAUUUAUUCGAAGAUACCAUGUUAUUCGAUUUAUAUAAUUUCCAUAAAGUUUUAUGUACUUUAUCAAAAUUAUCUUUAUCACAUAAAGUCUCAAAAACAAUUGUAGGAUUUCAUGCGAAAAACAGUAAAUCACGGGAGGAAGAAGAGAUCUAUCAAUGUCUACAAUCCAAAAUUAGCGAAAUUAGAUCUCCUAAUGUAAACGUAUUGGGUCCAAGUUGGCUACAAUUUCAAAUUCGUUGCCCCCAAAUGGGAGAUAGAGAUGAAGAGGUUUACGAUGAUUUAUGUUACGUGACAUUUACGCGUUUAAGUGAUGAGCAAUCAAUUGAUGAACCUUGUGAAAAACGUGAUCACGUCAUCAAAGAACUAAUAGACACCGAAAGAAAUUACGUUGAAGUUUUAACAAAACUCUACAAAAAUUUUUAUUUAAAACUUCGAAACACAAUGACUCCGGAUGUUUUAGAAACAAUUUUUUAUAAAAUACGCGAACUUUGCGAAACCCACGAAAUGUUUUUAGAUCAACUCGGAAAAUUAGGUUCGGUUAAAUUAAGCCACAUAUUCAUAAAUAUGCGAGAAUCGUUCUUAGUUUAUGGUGAAUAUUGCGCAAAUUUAUCGAAUGCUUACGCAGUACUUCAGGAUCAAUGCGAAAAACACCCAGAAAUUGGGGUGAAAGUCGAAGAAUUAGAGAAGCAAGUUAAUAAUGGUCGUUUUAAAUUAAGGGACGUCCUUUCAGUACCAAUGCAACGAGUUUUAAAAUAUCACCUUUUACUAGAAAAAUUAGUAGAAUACACCGAUCCAAAACACGAAGAAUACAAGGACUUAAAAAGUGCGAGAGAGUGUAUGAUCGAUGUAAAUGGCUACAUAAACGAAUAUUCGCGCGAUACUGAAUUAAAAAGUGUUAUAAAACAAAUUAGAGAGAAUAUAACGAAUUGGGAUGCACCAAUUGGUUUAGAACAAUGUGGGAAAUUGGUUAAAGACGGGGAAUUAAAGAUAAAACCGCAUGAUGAUGGGAAAAUAAGAACGAGAUAUGUAUUUAUUUUCCAAAAAUACGUAAUUUUAUGUAAAGCGCAAAAAGAUGGGAAAUUUACCUAUCGCGAUAUUAUGUCUUUAAACGAAAUGGAGAUACAAGAGUGUAAUAAUCGUGCCAUUUUGAAUCAAAAUGCUCGAUGGGGUUACCAAUGGAUUUUAUUUAAAAACAUUUAUUCGACUGCUUAUACUUGUAGCGUUCGAACAAUUCAAUUAAAAGAACAAAUGGUUAAAGCUUUAAGGGAAUGUAUAGAUAACUUAAAAUUGCCUGAAUUCGCAAAUAAAACUCACAAAUUUGAAAUGUACACGUUUGAUAAACCGACACUUUGCUGGGUUUGCGCAAAAUACUUAAAAGGUCUCCUCUUCCAAGGUUAUUUUUGUAAAGAGUGUGGCUCGGCCGUUCAUCGCGAUUGUAUUCGAACUGUUGGAAAAUGUGGAACUCCGCCCCCAUUAACCGCCGCUCGACCCGCUUUAACCCCAACCGUACCAAACAUUAACGACCCUAACGAAAAAUUGAAAGAGAAAUUGUGGUUUGUUGGUGAAAUGGAUCGUCAAACUGCUUCUGCGAGACUCCAAGCUAGAGCUAAUGGUACAUUUUUGGUUAGGCUGCGUUCAGAAAGCGAUGAUAAUGUUAAAUAUGCGUUAAGUUUAAAAACUGAUAACACAGUUAAACAUAUGAAAAUAUGUGCAACGGUGGAUAAUGUUUGCCCUAAAUAUUUUCUAUCAAGCGCUAAAUAUUUUAAUUCCUUAGAAGAGUUAAUUGGGAAUUAUCAAUUACACAGUUUAAAAGAAAGCUUUGAAAGGUUACAAGAAAGUACUAAAUUAGAAUAUGCUUUUAAAAAUAUGCGAGCGGUUGCUUUGAGAGAUUAUGAAGCGAGGGAUGAGAAACAAAUGUCUUUGAGAGCUGGCCAAGAAGUGAUUGUUUAUAGACAAGAAGGUUAUAGGGAUGGUUGGUGGAUGGGGAGUUCACAUACAAAUGGAAGAACUAAAAAUGGAUUUUUUCCAGUCGACUGCGUUCAAAUCUUAGAAUUAUUACAUGCUCAAUAAAAAUAUAAUUAAAAAAAUAUAUGGAGUGCCAUUCGCGAAAAUAAAUUUAUUAAAUACCACAUUCCCUGCCGAUUUCAGUAUUUGCAGUGCCAAGAACUAAGUUUACAUCUGGUUAAUUCCAAAAAAGAAUUAAAUUAAAUUUUAUCAGAUGUACUCAUGGCCUUAUUUUGAAUCAUAUCAGGCAGAGUGGAGUUUAUUUUAUUAAUUUCUCAUCGCACAAAGAGAUACGUAACAUUUUUUCUUUUUAAAACGGCUUUUUUAAAUCGUCCAUUUCGGCAACGAAGCGUUAACAUAAUUUUUUUAUGAAAAAUGCAAGAUAUAGGCCUAAAACAAAAAAAUAUAAAUAAAUAAAUUACAGUUUUAACGUUUUUAAAAAGGAAAUAAUUAUAUAAAUUAUACUAUAUAAAAAAAAAUUUAUUCUGCACGCGUUUUAAGUGCUCAAAAAUUUCUGAUAUAGAGAGCUCAACGUCUCCGGAUUUUUAACGUAAAUAAAAGCGAUGUUGUAUUUUACUUAUUUUAUUAUGUAUUUGUAGAUAUUUAUAUAUGUAUCGUUUAAUGCAAAUGUAUUUUAUGUUAUUUAAA